This is a messenger RNA of Racocetra fulgida, 1406 nucleotides long. The record is from the annotation of a GenBank genome assembly. Lineage: Eukaryota; Fungi; Glomeromycota; Glomeromycetes; Diversisporales; Gigasporaceae.
GUAUUAUUUCUACGACAAUGUAUGAUGCUUUUGAAACCGCAGAAAUUAUAGUAUCAGAUAUUCAACAAAAUAAGCCGAUGCUUUCUGAUACCACUGAUAGUUAUCCUAAAAGGGGCGCAGAGGCAAUUAUACCAAUGCUUCAUGAGCGUGGUAUACGCACUGUGUCAUAUGACGAUUGGAAAAAAAUAGAAGAAAAUGAAUUUGAAGAAUCUGGCGCAAAGAUUUUUUUUAUCCAGUCAGAUAAAGGUCGACACAUGGCCAAAAUCCAAGGCACACCUUCACAGCGUGAACAAGCAAAAUCUUUAAUCCAAAAAUCUCUUGAAAGAUUAACAGUCCUUCCGACCAUCGGUUACGUUUUACUGGAGAUAGAUGACUUGGCGGAUGUUAAAGAGGCCAAUUACCGAUUUAUUGAAUUUACCGAAGAUGAAUUUGAUGAUCAUUCCCAAAGUUCGAAAAAGUAUUACGUGGAACGAAUUCAAGAAACAGAAAAGGUACCCAAAGUGAUCGAUGUCAUGGAUGAUCUGGCGAAUCAGCUACGACAUGGUCUUUUGCUUCCAUCACUCAAAACUGGGGACUUUACAACAUCUGAUAAACUUGAUGAAUGUUUAGAGGUCAUAUCAUCGAAGCUUUCUGACGUCGAUCCCACAUAUCCAGAGGGAAAAGAAAUACGUCUUAAUGUAUUUUUUGGUCGGCAGCUCUUUACCAGAAUUAAUAAGAUUAAGGAUCAAAAUUUUGACGUUCACGAUUGGUGCGGGUUUGAACGGAACAAUAAAUUCCGUCUAAGUACGUCGUUCCAACACGAUGCACCACAAAUCAUUGAAAAAAUGUCUAUAAUUCAAAAGAAUUUUGGAUUACAAGUAAAACCCGAAACAAUAAUCGGGAAUAAAGGAAGCAUUACUGUUUAUUACACACAUAAUGAAAAAAAAAGAAAGUUUAAAUUACACUGGAACCCGGAUAAAGAAUUAUGGGAAUUAACGAAAGCGGUAAAAGACAUCCGUCGCCAUGGUAGGUUUUUAUUAAAAACCCAAUGUAAUCACCAUAUUGAUAGUAAAUUGAAGAAGAUAAUUCAAGAUCUUCAACCCGUUAAAUGUCUCGAUAGCGAGGAUGGAAUGUGGUUUCAUGAAAAUGAUUUUGCUAAAUUUAAUAUUGACUGUGUCGGUGUCAGGCAGACUGUUAGGAAACUUAGAUAUAGCAACGGUGAAUUUCAAGUUACCCGUGCCACUAUUUGUCAAGAGGUGAAAGGUAAAUUCUCGAAAGAAGAAUUCAUUUCUGUUAAAAGUCUUGCUUGGCGGAAAGUUGAAAAUAUUGAUAAAUCACCUAUGCGGCAUUUUGACGAGGAAGAAAUUAUAUCUACUAUCCGAAAUACGAUCGAAUUUGCCAGGCAAAUUGCCAAGGUCAUUGCCUGA